GCCCUGCCCCCCCCCCCAGACAGAAGCUGGACAUGCAGGUGUCUCACUCUCUGAACCAGUGGCAGUCCUGCCUGAAGUCCAGCCUGCAGCUCAACCAACUGCUGGGCCGACCGCUACCUGAGCCCCCCCCUCUCCAGGCAGUUUUUCCAGGCCUUUUAAGGCAUAGGAUAUUCGCGCACCGCAAUACAACGUGCGGGCUGGCUUGACUGUGUUUUCCGAAGUGGAGGCUGGCUUGACCGCAGUCAUGGGAGGCAGGCAGAGACUGGGAGCUGCUGUGAUGUGAGGAAAGUGAAACUUAAGGGAGGGUUGAGGUGCAGCAGCUCCUAUGAGAGCGGAUCCCCCCCACCGGCUCCUCCGUAACUCUCUGCCCAGGAUGGGAGUCCAAGGCCUGACCACUCUGCUGAAGAAACACCGGAGCAUCUACCGGGAUCGCCGCCUCUCUCACUGCCGGCUGCUGAUCGACGGCAGCAACCUCUACCACUGGCUGUACUUCAACUCAGGUCUGGACCAGAAUCACGGCGGGGAGUAUGCUGCGUUCGCGGCCCUUAUUGAGACGUUUGUUAAAGUGCUCAGAGACUGUCAGAUCACGCCCUACAUAGUGCUGGACGGUGGAUUGGACAUCUCAGAAAAGAAGAAUGAAACCGUGAAGAAAAGAGCAAUGGGUCAUAUCAAACAGGCGAAUCAAGCGGCACAGGGCGGCCAGCGCAAGGACAUCCUACCGAUGCUGGUGAAGCUGGUGUUCCGACAGACGCUGAGGCGGCUGGACGUCCAGGUGGCUCAGUGCUAUGGAGAGACUGACCUGGAGAUCGCCGCCCUGGCCCGGGAGUGGCAGUGCCCGGUGCUUUCCGGAGACAGCGACUUCUACAUCUACGACCUUCCGGAGGGGCUACUGCCCCUCUCAGACUUCCAGUGGGAGGCGGUCGAGCGGAGGGGCUCCAACAGCUACAUCCCCUGCAAGAGCUACAACACCUCCAGCUUCUGCAUCUUCUUUAAAAUCCAGCGCCAGCUCCUGCCCGCCUUCGCCGCCCUGGCUGGGAACGACUGCGUGAAGCCACACCGGCUGCAGGCGGGCGUCAGCUGGAAUCAGUUCGCCCCGGCAGGUGGCGGGAACACGGGCCACAUGGAGGGGCUGCUGUACUGGCUGCAGAACUUCCAGAAGCCUCAGGAGGCCUUCGAGGCGGCGCUGGGGCUGAUGGGAGAACUGAGCCCCAACAAAAAGGCAGAGGUGAUGAAGGGCUUGCAUCUGGGGAUGGAGGACUACCAACUUCCUCCCAGCGCCCUCAAGAAGUUCUUCAUCCAUGGGAUAGCACCUCCAUUCUCCACAGAAGUGGCUGGUGUCCCGGACUGGUCCCGGCUGCCUCUGAUUCAGGCUAGGCUGCCGCCGGUCAUCCUGGACGUGCUGCUGCUGCAGAGGAUGAGCUUCAGCGUCUUUGUGGAUCUCGCCGCCGCACCAAGCGCUCACCUUACCGCCAGGCCGCUGCGGCAGGUGAUGUACGGGCUGCUGCUGGGCGAGGGCAGGGAGGUGAUAGAGCGAGUUAGGGAGGGGCUGCAGCUGAGGCUCAUCCCCGUGAAGACCGCCUCCACAGCAAGCUCUCUGCAGCUCUCACUGCAAACACUGGAUAAGGCGGACGCCUCUCUACGUCUGAAGGUUCUCCUUGAGGCCCUGGGGGUCCCUGAGGCCUACCUGGCCCCCGUGCCUCCCCCCCUGCGCCUCCCUGUGUGUGUCACCUGCUUCUGGCUGCAGAGAGCCCAGCCUCCUGCAGACGAGGAGGUGCUGAAGGCUCUGCUGCUCGGGCUGAGCUCCGGAGACGCCUUCAGGGGAGGUAAAAAAACACACACAUUAAAAGAUAAGCUGGACUUGCAGGUGUCUCACUCUCUGAACCAGUGGCAGUCCUGCUUGAAGUCCAGCCUGCAGCUCAACCAGCUGCUGGGCCUACCGCUACCUGAACCCCCCCUCUCCAGGUUGUUUGAGGGGACAUUGGUUCACCAGCUGGUGCACAGGAUGAGGUACGGGGGAGAGAAGAGGCCUUUCCUGAAGGAGAACCCCUGCAGUGUGAUGCUGUUCGAAGCCAUUCAGGCCGUGGUGCACCAGAUCCCCCCUCAAGAGAGCCACAGGACGGGGGAGGAUCGGCAGAGGCAGCUUCUGGACGACCUGACCUCCACCCUGCAGCAGCUCUUCCCCCUGGAGGAGGAGGAGGAGGAGGAGGAGGAGGAGGCCAGCAGCUCGAGGUGGGUGCAGGAGAAUCUGCGCCUCAGCGAGCUGCUGUCAGUGAAAACUCGUUUCAGAGCGAAACACAGGAAGAACCGGAGCAAGAACCCGGAGCUGGCCCGCAAAGAGGAGCGCCGCGGCCGGGACCUGCUCUGAGCUCAAGGGAGGAAAACAAGCCGGGUUCAUCAGACUCUCGUUAACUUCCCUCACAUCAGUCUGAUACAUAAUAUUUACGUUACUCUGAAACAAGAAGCACUUUCUUUUUUAAAUCUGCACACAUUUUACACCUUUUUGCACAUUUCUUUCUUCGUCUCUUUAUGCCCUCAAAAUUGUAUAAUUUGAAUUAAGGGCAGUGUUUCCCCUAUAUACAAAUAGCGGCGGCGGUAUUAUUUUACCUGAAUAAAUGUACUCAGGUAUAUCAAAUGUCAGACAAUGAAAACAAUAGGAAUACAGCCUGUGACUCAGGUGUGUGUGUGUGUGUGUGAAAAAGUGUUUCCCCUAUAUACAAAUAGCGGCGGCACUUUAAAAAAAAUGUUUUUUUAAAAUAAUAAUAAUUGGAGCCCCUAGCGCUCGUGGCAACUUUGCACGCCACCGAUACGCGGGAAAGCUGUCAAUUUCAGAGCUGAAGGAAAGCUGCCUGACAAGACAGACACCAGCAAGUUGAAGCAGACAGAUAACUUUAUUUAGACACAAUCACCUCAAGAAGAAGAAUUAGGUCAUAAUGACAUAAAUGUAAGGUAUUAUAAUUGAAAAUGUUAUUACAUUUAGAUUAAGUAAAUUAAAGGUGGGGUAGGUAAUUUUGGACACACACGAACGCGC
Molecule: messenger RNA, 3028 nt
Organism: Trematomus bernacchii (emerald rockcod)
Lineage: Eukaryota; Metazoa; Chordata; Actinopteri; Perciformes; Nototheniidae
Product: protein asteroid homolog 1-like
Exons: 9
Coding region: 326-2365 (679 amino acids)
Molecular function (GO): nuclease activity
Source: RefSeq, a predicted model, not a curated record